This is a messenger RNA of Hibiscus syriacus, 5047 nucleotides long. RefSeq lists its product as uncharacterized. The record is from RefSeq and is a predicted model, not a curated record. Bases 465 to 4682 code for a protein of 1405 amino acids. The transcript has 4 exons. NCBI's taxonomy places the organism in Eukaryota, Viridiplantae, Streptophyta, Magnoliopsida, Malvales, Malvaceae.
GAUACGUUUCACUUCUCUGGGUUUGCCCACAUAAAAUAACGCUCCCCCAUGAACUUUGAGCAAAAUCAUUCCUUGCGGGUUAUGUUCUUUGCUUUCCUUGAUGAACCAAAACGCACAUGCUUCGAAUACACUCCUUUCCUUUCACAUAAAAUAACGUUCUUUCACUGCCUGAUCUUCUCCAUCUUUCUCAGUUGGGUCUUUCUACAAACUCUUCUUAUUACCAUCCCAUCUUCUUAAUUCUCUCUACUAUUGCUGCAGGCUAUGAAUGAACGAAGAUGCGAGUGGGAUAUCGUUUGAUCUUGUGAAAAAAAUGACAAGAGAUACAACCGAAGAGAGGAAGAAGAGAUCAGAGGGGAAAGUGUUAUGCUGAAAAUAAGGCGCUCUACCGUUGAAGAAAGAAGCAGUCUAAGUGUAGCUUGUGACUGUUGUGAAAACAGCACAAGAAGAGAGAAGCUUUUCAUCAGAUGUUAUCCAUUGAAAACCCUCCAUCAGAUCCCCCACAUCCCUGCCAAGUUGUAGUACAGCUGAAAAGUGGUGGUGGUGAGAUUGAGAGGCUUCCUCACAAGCUCCCCUUGCCUGAGGUAGAUCUGCUAAAGAAGCCGUUUCUCGAUAAUCAUCAGCAUCAGCAUCACACCCCACUCCCCAAGUUCUCCAUAAGAGAUUUUGUGUUCACUGCUCGGGGCAAUGACAUCAAGAAGAAUUGGCCGUUUUCUCCCAGGAAUUUGCAGCUUUGUUUGAAGCAUGGCUUGAAAGAUCCAUUGCCACCAUUUCAGCUUCUUGGUACUGUAAGAAACCAAACCGUAGAGAGAUGUGUGGUUGAAACCAAUCCAUUUGAGAAGCAAACUAAGAGAAAAUUCGGUGACGAGCCAUCUGGGUCAAACGAUCAUGUGGUACUAGAGUCAUCCAAUGAUGCUUACUCAAACCAUAACCUAGCAGGUACUUGCAUAGACAGUAGCUCGUGCAGAUCGGGAGGAGAACGUGGAAAUGAUUUACCUUCCACAACAGCAAGUGCUUCUGAAGCUGAUAUAGACUCAGUUCUUGUUAAAAAGCAGUCCGACUUAUCAUUAGAAACCGAUACAAUAGUGGAGGCAUCAGCUGGAGUUCAAGCUGCUGGUAAGACCCGUAAGACUGAAAACGCAACCCGACCAUCUGGGAAGAAGUGCAGAUUAAUUGUGAAAUUUGGUGCACAGUUUGAACGUAACUUGACUGAAGAUAUUGCUUCAAGUUCUACCAUGUUAUCUGAAUCCAUGGCUUCUAAAGUUUGCCCUGUUUGUAAAACCUUUUCUUCCUCUUCCAAUACCACCUUGAAUGCUCACAUCGACCAGUGUCUUUCUGAUGAAUCGACUCCCAAGUGGACAGUGGAUUCUAAGCUUACCCGCCGUAGAAUAAAGCCGAGGAAGAUUAGAAUGAUAGUGGAUGUAUAUGCUACUGCUAAACCAUGCACUUUAGAAGAACUUGAUAGGAGGAAUGGUACAUGCUGGGUCACUGCAUCAAAGAUCCUUAGCCAGGAUUCUGAGAGACUUGAAAUAUCUGAUGAAGGGGAAAAGCUAAGGGCUUCUUCUAUUAAUGCCAGGGAUGUAGGUGCUGUUUAUUUUGAUGACAAUGGUACAAAAAUCCGUAUUUUAUCAAAGUCUAAUGAUGUUCCACUUAUGUCAAAAGUCGGAGAUGAUUCUGGACCAAUUAAAGCUUUCAAAGGGAAUAAAGGAAACAAAUUCCUUUCAACCAAAAAGAAAAGGCGACAUUCCUCACAACAUCACAAGUAUCUUAAACUUGCUCCUCAAAGCCAAAAACUUUUAUCGCAUAAGGCUUGUUCUUCUACGCAGAUGGUUGGAGGUCUAGAAGGGUACCAUGGAGUAGCAAAUACUUUACAGAGCGAUGGACCAGAUGUGCCAAAGCAAAUCAAAUCCAGUGAUUCUAGAAGCUUUAGGGAAAGGGUGUGCUCUAAACAAGAUUGUCUUUCAAGGAAGCCUAAUAAUCAAGCUAGAAAUCAACCUUCGGUUUGCAGACGGAAUGUUUUCCUGGAGUUGCAGGUUCAGAGGGAUCAACCACAUCAAGGAGAUCCUAUUGCAGAGAGAAAUUUUGUUCGCAGGUUAAAAAGUUCAUCUGAAAUUGCAAUUUCUUCUUCUGAAAAAUGUAAGAAGAGAGAGAAGCCAGUUUAUGAAGCCCCAGAUAUGAAUGAGAAAGAGCGUUCUUUUGGAAGAAAGAGAGUAAGGAGUUCCUUGUGUGGAGCAAGAAUCCGUAACAAGGUGGAGCUAAGAUCACAUAAGCAAAAUGAAAAUCACUUGAACAAAGACCAUUCCCAUCUAGGGAAUGAUCAUUUGGUGAAAUCUUUGAGCACUGGUGGAAAUCAUUCUUUUGCAUUCAAACGCUUCAGAUCCUCACCAAAGAAAAAUAUGUCGUCUGCUAGCAACAGGUCUUCCAUGGGUAAAUUUGGGUCAAACUUGGUUAAGAAUCAUUUAGUGACGGAAAGUCGACUGCGUUUUAUGGAAGAAAUCGGUGAAGAUGUAUCCUGGGGUCCUGAGACUGAUCAAGAAUGUGACUUGGUGCAUGAUAGUUCCGAAAAUCAACCUGGAAGGAAAGAGAUUACUGAAGAAAUGUCAUUUGGAGGAAGCAGCAUCCAAGGAGCCCCAUCCGGAGAACAAAGAAGAAAAAGUAUUUCCAGUAGGGAGGAAUGCAUGGCUUUGAGCAUACAUUCGGCACCUAAUUCUUCUUCUUCUGAUGAGACGGAAAACACUGAUUCUUCUGCAAGAAGUGAGAAUACUCUGGAUAAAGCUGAUGGCUUGGAAUCUUUUGAGGAGACUGUCACUAGUUUGAGUCACUCAGUAGAAACCAAGUCUAACAAAUUGAGUAAUCUUUCCGAGAAUAGGUCCAAUUCUAUACAGACUCAUGAGGAUUACAGUGGGCCUUUGUGUGGGGGUGAAGGACUGGCUGACCUUACAGAUCCAAGUUUUGUUGGUGAACCGCACAUGUUUUGUGCUGAAGUUAGCCAUAAUAUUAUUGGACAAACAGGUAAUAUGGGAGGAGAUUUGGAUUCUGAUGUGGCACAAUUGAACUCUUUUCCUGAGGUUGAUCCGAUACCUAUUCCUGGUCCACCAGGAUCAUUUUUGCCUAGUCCUAGGGCCAUGGGCUCUGAUGAUUUUCAAGGGAAUUCGUCAAUGACCAUCAGCCGAAUUCAGUCCUCUCAGGAUCAGCUUGAUUUAAUUGAUGGGGAAUCAUCAGAUUCACCCAUAUCUGUAGUGUCUACAAUCUCUAAUUCUCUGGAAGCCAGGUCAGAUUCGAAGUUUGCCGAACCAUUAGCAUUUUUCGGUGAUCCUGCAAUGCUAGAAAAUUAUAGGUCUGGCUGCUCUACAGCCAAAUAUGAGCCUUUAGCUGAAAACGGUGCUGCAUUUCCCUAUACAAGAGCAGGACUAGAAAGAACCUUUAGAGGAGAGAAGUCUAGAGAGCAUAGAACGUCUCUUGAAACGAGAUCUUUGAUUUUCAAAAAUGAUGAUCAGCCAUGCUCGUGUCAGAGAAAAGACAGAUCAUACCAGGGUUUUGCCCUAAAUUAUCAGGAGCCGCAACUACUAAGGCGACGGGCGACGGCUUCGAUGAUGGUCCCUACCAUGGGAAUGCAAAUUUCUGCCAAUCAAAAUACAAGUCCUGAUAACAUGGAUGCAAAACCAGAAACAAACUCUCUGGGCAGUAGUGCGGGUUUAGGAUCCGAACAAAUGGCUGUACCUGUCAUGAAACCUCCUGCAGGUUCCAUUGCUUUUGAAGGAUUCCCUGGUGCUGGGGUCAAGCUUUCUGAUCGCAGUAACUGUGAUCCUGCUACCCCAUCUUCUAAUCCCGUUCUCAGGUUGAUGGGAAAGAACUUAAUGGUGGUUAACAAGGAGGAAGACACAUCUGUGCCACUUGGUCAGAGUAUUCAUCUAACCCCCAAGUUUCCAACUUCGUAUGGAUUGACUACAAGCAAUAUUGGGAAUCAAGGUGGAAUACCCUUCCAUCAGACAAUGCCUCGGAGUUCUUUAAUAUUUGAUCAGCAUCCAAAAGAUUUGGCAGGGCAACCUUUUGAUGUCCAAUUAACAAAUGGCUAUAGAAACCAUGCAAAUCUGGGAACACUGCAGACACAAGGACAAUUUCCAGCUGGUGUGUUUUUUGAUGAACGUAUGGAAUGUGGUCUGACAACCUCCAUGGAGCUCUACAAAUAUGCAGGUGACUAUAACAUGCCAGCUCGACCGAGCAGACUGAAGAAGAAGCCAGGUCCGGUUAUGGAGAAAGUCACAACUCUAGACUACCAACGUAGGAACGGUGAUUCUGCUAUUUCCAAAGAAGUAAUUGUGAUUGAUGAUUCUACUGAAAGUGAAACAAACAAGUUUUCCGACAUUGCCAAGCAUUUUGAAGGCUUGAGGGAAAGCUCACUGAUACCAGCUGGCCUUUCAAUGCCAUUAGUUCCUAAUCAUAGUGUAUGGCACAUGAAUCCUUUUUCUCGUUAUAAGCUGGAAGACACUUUACGAGGUGACCUAACCAUGGUACAAAAUAAUAACUUCAAUACAAUCCCUUCUGGUCGAGCCAAUACAGUUCCUUUUCGGUGGGAUUACACUUCAGAACGUUCCAGUGUGCCACAGCGGGCUCCUCUUAUGGCUGCAUCAUCCUCAAGUGGCCAUCUCAGACCUUCUGUUUAUUAUUAUCCGAGUUUGUCUUAGCAGCUUUGGGUGUAUGGGAAAUUAUUAGAUGGUCUGCGCUGGGCAUCAGCAGGUCUCAUAUCAAACUUGUACUGAAUCUUGAGCUUCUCCAUGACUAUGCACUGAUAUAAGAUUUCAGCCUUCAAGACGAUAUGCAACAGCUAAAAUAAUCGCAGUUUGAGUUUUAAUAGAUUCUGUGCAAGUUUAGCGUUUGAGAUGUCAUAGUUUGUAUUUAUUUUUCAUUUCACUUACAGUUGAACAAACUUUUCACAGUUUUCGAGAUUUCUGCUUCGGCAACUAGAAAGUUAUUAGAAAGACAGAUAAUAUAAUAUAUAAGCAAAAUCCUUGAAUAAACCUGACAAAGGGCAGAGUUUAAAGUGUCCUUA